CCUUCAACCCGCAUACAAGCAGCUGAACACUUUCCACGCCACCCUGUACGUAUUAAAAUAGGAAAAAAUGCUGGACAGCAACACAAUAACAACAACAACGUCUACAAAUUUAUAUUUUGACAUUUUGCUCAAAUGGAAAACAAUUCCAUCAAAAGUUUAGUUUUGUCUGUGAAUUUUCGAUGUACGGCGAAUUAAUUGAUUAUCGCGCUUAGCUUUGCUUCCAAAUCGAAAUUAAAUGUUGUGCUCUUGGGAAAUUCUUGCCGGUGAAAGUCGAAAAUUCGAAAGAACGAUAGAAAAUGUGUAAUUCGAUGACCAGAUACAGUUCGUACAACAAUCCGUUGCUGCUUUGCAAGAUCAAAAAUCUCAACUACGACCUCAUCGAGGAGUGCAAGCGCUGCAUCGAGGGAUCGUUCCUGUCCAAAAAUCUCCAAUGCGAAUUGGAAAGCUUACCACGUGAAAUUAGACGUGAGGUUGUACGUAAAAUUCGAAACGGCUGUGCGCCUCUUUUUAUUGUUUGCAAACGGGGAUGUGUUGAAAUCGCCGAGUACCUAGUUACAGUAUGUGAAGCUGAUGUCGAGCAAAGGGGGCUCUAUGAGGUACCAGAAGAUCGAUCAUUUCACUUUGUGACUCCUCUUUGGUGUGCAGCGGUUUCAGGGAAACUUCCUGUUGUGAAAUAUUUAAUUCGUAUAGGAUGUGAUAUAAAUGCGCCGUCUGACUCAGGUUCAACACCGGUGAGGAGCGCCUGCUUUAUGACACACAUGGAUAUUGUGCAAUUCCUAGUUGAAAAUGGAGCUGACAUCAGUAAACCGAAUGUCAAUGGCGGUACUUGCCUCAUCAACUCAGUACAAUCUGUCCAGCUUUGUAUGUAUUUAAUAAGUAAAGGAGCAGAUGUGAACGCCAAGGAUAUUCAGGAUAAAACUGCUCUUCAUUAUGCUAUACAGGAACAUAGGAUUGAAACGACAAAACUGCUGCUUGAAAAUGGAGCUGACCCGUUCGCGAAAAGUCGGUACGGUGACGAUGCAUUGCAAACUGCAUGCCUCAAAGGCGCCCAUAUGAUUUUUGACUACUUAAAGACUCAGAUAAAUUAUCCAGCGGAAAGAUUAGCCGACGCCCAUGAACUAAUAGGAUCAACCUUUCUUGAUGACCACAAUGAAACAAGAGUGGCAAUUCUUCAUUGGCGCUUGGCCCACCAUAUCCGACUUAGAGAUAAUGCAUAUAUAGAAAAACGCCCUAAAAUUCCACCACGCGCUGCCUACGGAAAUGCCGUUGAAUUCAAGACAAUGGAAGAAUUGGACAAUAUUGCUACAGAUGUAGAUGCAAUGCGAAUACAAAGCCUGCUUAUAUGCGAGCGCGUUCUAGGUAUCCAUCACAAAGACAUGCUGUUUCGGUUGAUGUUUAGGGGUGCUUCUUAUGCGGAUUCACUGCGAUUUCAACGUUGCAUUGACCUAUGGCGGCUUGCAUUGCAGAUACGUGUUAGUCGACACUCGAUUUUGUAUUCAGAUACAUGUUUUACAGCACAAGCAAUCGUACGCCUCAUGCUAGACUUAUCGGAUAGAUAUAAUGAAAGCGAUUUUGGUGAUCAUAAUGUGCCGCUUUUUGAGGAUGUUUUAGCCGUUUUCACCUUACUUACCAGUAAUAUAUCCGAAGCUCAGGAAUUGCUGCAAAUCAGACCUGUAUAUAGGAAGCAGCAGGAGAACUUCGAUCGUGUUCUUAAAUGUAUUACGCAUUUGAUUUACUUGUUAUUAAAAACAGCUAAGACCGUCCAGGAAAAGCGAUUAGUCUUCACAUCCGUUCAAGGAAUAGUUCGAGCUAAUAUUCGUAGCGCGUGCACCAAUGAUACGCUACUGCAUCUUUGUGUUUCUAGGCUUAAUGUAAUAAAAAGUGGAUAUUUCACUGACGACAAUAAUUCGAGAAUUGUGUUCCCCAAUGCGGAUGUGGUGAAAGUAUUGAUACAAUGUGGAUCUGAGAUAAAUGCGAAGAACGAGUCAAAAUCUACACCACUACACGUAGCUGCACUGCCAUACAAUUAUGAAACCGAUGUGGUGCAUCUUCUUUUGAAAAACGGCGCCGAUCUCGACCAGCCAAACAAGUCAGAGGAACGACCUAUCAAUAUCAUAGCCGGCAACCCUCAUAAUAGAAUCCCAUUAAUGAAUUUUAUUAAUUUGAAGUGCUUAUCUGCUACCAUAAUUAAUAAAUAUCGAAUACCCUAUCGAAAUCAGAUCCCAAAAUCCUUAGAAGAAUUCGUGAGACAACACGAAUCAUGAGAUCGUAUUGCGAAGUUGUAAAAAGCUUGUAGUAAAUUGAAAUUGUCAUAACACACUUAAAAUAUGAUUGAAGGCAGAAACUAUUGUUCUAAAAUAAAAUAAGCGCGAAAACUGUGAAA
Messenger RNA from Hermetia illucens (black soldier fly), 2383 nucleotides. RefSeq names its product protein fem-1 homolog CG6966 (gene m-cup). Gene Ontology annotation, molecular function: protein binding. The record is from RefSeq and is a predicted model, not a curated record. The transcript has 9 exons. The coding region runs from base 297 to 2264 and encodes 655 amino acids. Lineage: Eukaryota; Metazoa; Arthropoda; Insecta; Diptera; Stratiomyidae.